AUGGCCCUCUCCUCCCGCCGCCUCCUGCUCCACUAUACAAUCACCAACCCCAAGUCCGCCGCCGGCGAAUCCUCCCCCUCCUCCACUACCUUCGACACUAACGUCAUCAUGAUCCUUGCCAUCCUUCUCAUAGCCCUCAUCUGCGCUCUCGGCCUCAAUGCCAUCGUCAGCUGUAUUUUCCGCCUCUCCGGCCGCUCUAGUCAGUCUUUCCCUGUCGUCCUCCCCGGCGCCGCCGCUCGCCGACGAGCCAUCCGCAAGGUCCCGGUCGAGUUCUUUUCAGCCGGUCUUAAGCUGGCCGGCUCCGAUUCGGAGUGCGCCAUUUGUCUCGCCGAGAUUGAACCGGGCGACCGGAUCCGACUUCUUCCUCUCUGUCGCCACGGCUUUCACGUGCCUUGCAUCGACCAGUGGCUUUUAACCCGGCCCACCUGCCCGCGCUGCCGCCAAUGUCCCUUUGUCAGGAUCCCGAAGAGCUCUGGUUGUGUCAAACCGGAAGAGGUGGACCGAACCGGCAUUGAGCCGUUGGGGCCGGAAGAAUUGGAAGUAGGUUAUAGUCUGUAAUUAUCCUUAUGUCUAUAGUAUCCCCUGCAAAUAAAAAUUAGUAACAGAACAAUGUUUAUAAUCAUAUGCGAACGUGUAAGUGCACUGUAAGGAACCCCAAGGUAUGGGCCCAAGAGAGGG
Molecule: messenger RNA, 678 nt
Organism: Dendrobium catenatum
Lineage: Eukaryota; Viridiplantae; Streptophyta; Magnoliopsida; Asparagales; Orchidaceae
Product: RING-H2 finger protein ATL78-like
Exons: 1
Coding region: 1-558 (185 amino acids)
Biological process (GO): protein ubiquitination
Molecular function (GO): transferase activity
Source: RefSeq, a predicted model, not a curated record